CUUCAUUGACUCUCUCUCUCUCCUUCUCCCUCUAACACUGCUCCGUCUCUCUCUCCACUGCUGUGGAGCCCAUGGCUGGACCUGUGCUUUGCUGGCUUCAAGCUCUCCAAGGCUGGUCUUUUAUGGCGCUUGGCGCGGUGAGAGAGAGGGAGAGGUAGAGGUAGGGAGGAAGAGCUUCAGUUGGCGUAAUCUGCUCCUAUAAGUCAUUUCAAGAACGCCCAUUUCAAUUCUCUUUUAAUUCUGGGAUGCAAUCGAAAGUUCAAAACCCUAACGCCGUGUUCCUUUGUUGAUGUCGUAGAUCCGUGGAUCUAACGUCUUUGAACUGGUUUCAUUCUGUCGUUGGAUCUUCUUCUUCUUCAAUUCAAAUCUGUCUAGAAGGCCCUAAAAGAGUCAAGUCGUCCUUGCGCGUUGAUUACGUAUUGAGGUAGCGAGGACUGAGGAGAUUACACAAAAAAACAACUGAGGUUAUCUCAAUUUGGGUCGAGGUGGUGUUUUCAGGUUACUAGAUGUGGAGGACUUGGAGAGUGGUCUGGCUGAAAUGAGGUAUGUUAUCGGGGUUGAUGACAUUUCUGAGGGCCUGUUGGCGGCCGAGGUCGGAUCGAUAUGCUCAUGCAGGUUCAGACACGGGGGGUCGCCAAGAGGGGCUGCUGUGGUACAAAGACAGUGGACAACACUUGAAUGGUGAAUUCUCAAUGGCUGUAGUGCAGGCCAACAAUUUGCUGGAGGAUCAGAGCCAGGUUGAAUCGGGCAAUUUGAGCUCGAGCGAGUCCGGCCCAGUUGGCACCUUUGUCGGGAUCUAUGAUGGUCACGGCGGGCCUGAGACAUCGCGGUAUAUCAAUGAUCACCUCUUUCAUCAUCUCAAGAGGUUUACGUCGGAACAACACUCUAUGUCACUGGAUGUUAUAAAGAAGGCAUUUCAAGCAACAGAAGAAGGUUUUCUCUCUCUUGUUACAAAGCAGUGGCCAAUGAAGCCACAAAUUGCAGCUGUUGGAUCUUGCUGCCUGGUUGGGGUGAUCUGUGGUGGAACCCUUUACAUUGCUAACCUUGGUGAUUCCCGUGCUGUACUGGGAAGAGUUGUGAGGGCAACUGGGGAGGUUCUGCCCAUCCAGCUAUCAGCAGAGCACAAUGUGAGCAUAGAAUCUGUGAGACAGGAGCUAUUUUCCGCUCACCCAGAUGACUCGCAGAUUGUGGUUCUAAAGCAUAAUGUAUGGCGUGUAAAAGGCCUUAUACAGAUCUCCAGAUGUAUUGGGGAUGUAUAUUUGAAGAAGGCUGAGUUCAACAGGGAACCUUUAUAUGCUAAAUUCCGCCUUCGGGAACCUUUCAAAAAACCAAUAUUGAGCGCAGAACCAUCAAUUUCAGAGCAUCAACUGCAACCGCAUGAUCAAUUUAUUAUAUUUGCAUCUGAUGGCCUAUGGGAACACCUUAGCAAUCAGGAUGCUGUUGAUAUAGUUCAGAAUCAUCCACACAAUGGAAUUGCUAGGAGACUGGUUAAAACUGCAUUGCAAGAAGCACAAGAAAUAGAAGUGAAUACUCAAGAUUUGAGAAGAUUGCGUGGGGUACGCCUACAUUUUCCACGAUUACUCACGGUGGUUGUUUUGUUUCUUGACUCAAAUCUUGUGAGCAGGGCUGGCUCAGUCAAAUCCCCUAGUAUAUCUGUGAGAGGAGGUGGAAUUAGUCUGCCCUCUAACACUCUUGCUCCUUGCUCUACACCCACGGAAACUGGCAUUACAUCCUGAUGUUGCUACUUCUCAUGUUAUUCUCUGUUGUACUACUCUUGCUCCUUGCUCUACACCCACAGAAACUAGCAUUACAUCCUGAUGUGCUACUUCUCAUGUUGUUGUACUACUCUUGCUCCUUGCUCUACACCCAUGGAAACUAGCAUUACAUCCUGAUGUUGCUACUUCUCAUGUUGUUCUACUACUCUGUGUGUGAAUACAAGAUGGCCUCCAAUUCCAAACAAGAUAUGAGGAGCAGGCCUUCCAUUCUUUAAUGUACCCUGUAACGUCAAUGGCGAACUGAUACUUCUGAGUAGCUUGUUUUGUGCCAGAGUGGGGUGAAAACAAAAUCAAAAAGAAUUGGGGAAGGAAACUUAAGGUGACAGUUAUUAUAGAUCCUCGGUACAAGUUAUUUCACCCUUUUUUUUCCCCUUUCCUUUUUUAUUUUUCUCUUUCUUCUUCUGUGGGUCUUCGCUUUGGUAAAUUGUAAGACAUGGCAAUCUACGUUUUCCUUCCCUGUGCUUGUUUA
Molecule: messenger RNA, 2244 nt
Organism: Malania oleifera
Lineage: Eukaryota; Viridiplantae; Streptophyta; Magnoliopsida; Santalales; Ximeniaceae
Product: probable protein phosphatase 2C 60
Biological process (GO): protein dephosphorylation
Molecular function (GO): protein serine/threonine phosphatase activity; cation binding
Source: RefSeq, a predicted model, not a curated record